UUGCGUCGUUUGGCGCCAGCAGGGUUUUCGCGGGGAAGACCGAUCACACCGCUGAUGAAAAGACAGCAUUUUAAACGUUUUUAAACAUUAUUCGUUAGAUAUGACAACAUCAGUGGUGUCCUGCCACUAAUCGUCAUCUCUUCUUUUUAAAGAUUAAGGAUGAUGGCAACUGUAUCUCUUUGCGGUGCCAGUCUCAUUCCUCUUCUGGACUCUCUGGAGGACACAGCAGCUGGACAGCCAGAGCAGACAGAUGCCUACCUCACCAUUGUCAACCGUCUGAGUGGUGAGGAGGGGCAGCAAUACCAUGCCGUUAUCGUCAAGCACUUUCCCCGCCUUGGUAAAGCCAUUAAGGCUCACAUCUGCAGUGACAAUGCUGAGCUGAGCCAGGCGGCUCUGCAGACCCUGGGCCUCUGUGUCUUUUACCCGCACAUCGUCGCUGCCGUCCCAGCCAACUUUGCAGAAGAGACCCUCACAAAGCUUACUGAACUUGUGGUGAAGUCGACUGAGAAGAACACCUGUACUCGAGCACUAUGGGUCAUCUCAAAGCAGAACUUCCCUGCAGAUAUCAUUGGGAAGAAGGUGCCUGCCAUUGUGACUGCUCUGGAGGCGGUGAGGAACAGGGAGGACAUCCAGUCCGUUGUCCUGGAGCACGAGGCAGUAAAUGUCAUCAUAAGGUUAAUAGAGCAGGCUCCUGCCCAGAUGACGGAUACUGCGGUCCAUUGGGUGAAGCUGGUGGUUCCCCUGGUGAUCCACUCUGCCUCUAAGGUGCGUCUCCGUGCUGCGGCCGCCCUGGAGAUGGGCCUGCCCCUCAUCCUGGAGAAACAGGAGGAUGUGGCCGCCGUCGUGGAGCCCAUGAUGUCAACGAAAUUGAUACCAGAACUGCAAAAGCUCUUCAACAAUAAGAAUGAGACCAAUGUUCUUAAGCUCUGGACCUUAUUUGUGAAGAUUCUUGGAAAGGUGCUGCAUCGGGGCGGUUCCUUCAUCAACUCUCUUCUCUACCUGGAGGAGAUGGGGUUCCGCAGCUCCUCGCCCAGUGUCAAGAAAAUUGCCUUCUUCGCAUGGAAGAGUCUCAUCGACAACUUUGCCCUUAAUCCUGAGAUCCUGUGCAGUGCUAAGCGUCUGAAGCUGCUGAUGCUCCCGCUGGUCUCCAUCCAGGUGAAGACUGAGCCGCUUCUCCUGACCAAGAUCAAUGUGUGGUGGUACCUGGUCGUCAAGCUAGGGCCCAACCUGGGAACCAACUUCGAACAGGUUGGCAUUGCACUACUCCAGAACACCAUUCCCCAAGAGGUCGCAUCCCCCUCAUCUACCUCCGCGAGCACUCCCUCCCGAAGCAUCACCCAAAGAAGCAGUUUCGCCCUCAACACCCCUAAAGCAGCCACCCUGGCGAGCAGUGCCAGCAGCCCGUCCCCAGCAUGCCAGACCUCGGCCUCCUUCCCUUGCGUGCAGCUGCUGGGCCUGGAGAUCCUCCUGCACUACCUGCUCGGGCCCCAGGUCCCUAGCCUCGCCACCAAGACCAAGCUGCAGCUCUGCCUUGAGCCCCUGACGCAUCCUCUUCUGACGAGUACCUCGUUCUUCACCAAGCACUCCUCUGUGUUCCUGACCUAUGUCAAGAAUGGCUUCAUGGCAGUUGGCAAAGACUCUCCAGGAAUGCUUCUUCACAUCAUCUGGAAGAGCCUGGUUACUCACGUGUGCAAAACUGUAGAGGCAGGCAAUAGCAAGAAGGAUCGUCAGGGAUGUGAGGCCUUGACAAUGCUGCUGCAGUCCCUACGGGAAGUGCUGUUGUCUGAGGCCCUGCCUGCCAAGCAGACCUUGGAUCUUUUGGAGACCACCGUCAAGGGCAUACCAAAGAAGGUCCUAGGCUCUGCUGCAUAUCAAGUGGGAGACAUGGACAUUUUGAAUGGAACCCCAGCACUUUUCCUGAUCCGUCUCUUCUUUGACACCAAGUAUCUGCCAACGUUUGUGGAAGAUGAGAAGUUCUUCCUGAGCCUGGAGACGCUGCUAUCCUGUGGGCUGUCGGGCCCCACGUCUCCCCUGGCGUUUGCGGAGGCCGUGCUGGAGGCCAUGAGCCAGGACACGGGCGCCGUGGCCAACAAGGAGCACCUGUGGAGGAUGUGGAGCAUGGUGGUCAACCCGCUUACCGACACGGUCACACAGUCAAAUGAAGUUAACCAGGGGGAUGCCUUGGAGCACAAAUUCAGUGCCAUGCACAGCGCCUUGAUGUUCCCAAUAUCCUACCUGCUGCCUGGCAAACCUCUACCACAGAUGACCCAAAAGACCCUGCUGAGCUCCUGGUCCCGUCUGUACAUGGUCUUCGGCCGCUGCUCUGCCCUGGUGGCCACUGCUGAGGAGAAUGCGUGCUGCGAGGAGCUGUGUGGCAAGAUGGCUGCUGCCCUCGAGUCAAAGGCUAAAGGGCUGGAGUUAGAGGAACCUCCAGUUUUGGACGCUGUUAUCAACAUCCUCCACACAAUGAUUGAGAGUGUUGACUUUUCUCCAUAUACCCCGCAGUUUCAACAGAAGAUGAAAUCUCCUCAUACUCCCCUGGGCUGGAUAAGGAAGAAAAACAAAGCACUGGGAAACCUGUCCACGUUCCAUACACUUCUGGUGCAGUGUCUUGAGAAGCUUUUAGGCUUGGACUUGUCCAAAUUAGCUGCUUACAGCUCUGGUACUACGCUGCUCGGACUUGGAACUAUGCUCUUCAACAUUGUGUCCAGGAUCUUCUCCAACCUCGCUCUUCCCACGGUUAUUCAGGAGGCUUUCUCGCUUCUUGCUCAGCCUUUGGCACAACUUUAUGUGCUUAUAGGAAGCACUGAAAAUGAUCCAAGGUCCAAAGCUUACUGCUCCGUUCUUGCACCAAAGCUGGAGACCCUCCUUGCGGACGUGUUGAGGAGCUUACAGUCGCGUUCAACACUGCAAUACGACGACGAUCUUCUCUCCGUGCUGAGCCCUCUACUCUGCAAGGUGUUCCUACACAAGAGCAAGCAGAUUCGCUCCCAUACCACCCAGUUCUGGAAUGCAACGUUUGCAAAUUCCCUUGUUCUCAGCUACCCAGAGACACUAAGGCCAAUUCUAAGCAAGGUGAAACAAAACACCCCCAUUAUCUUACCUGGAUUUCAAGCUGUGGAUGUACCAGAGGAUGUCUGUGGGCAGUACAGCAGUGAAGGCUCGCAAAUUGAAACCAGGAUCAGCGGUAUGACAGUGACACCUGGGAACAAGCGAGAGUCUUUGAUGAACAGAGCAGCCGAACCGAAAACUUCUACAACACCAACCGCCAAGCCUGUAUCCGUCAAGCUUGAUUUUGGAUCGUCAAAGUUGCCCCGUCGGGAGGUACUGGAGGAGGAGGCCUCUGUAGACUUUGUCUUCAUUCCUCCAGAAACAAAGGAGAGAGUGUUGACUGAGCAUCAAAAGGAAGUGAAAAGGACUAAAAGGGUUGAUAUCCCGGCUAUGUAUAACAACCUUGAUGCUUCCCUGGACACAACAACUUUCACCCAGUACACUCAAAGCCAGGAGGAAUCCAUGGACAAAUUGCCUGCAGAUGAGCAAACGGCCAUGGAAAAGGACAAGACUUUGCCUGAGGCCUUAAAAGAAAACACAGAUGCUGCAGUGUCUCCAGCUGUGAAUGAAGACCAGGCUAAGGACCAGGAUAACGGUGGAAGCCACAUGGGCGAGGCAGAGGAAGAACCUACAACUGAAAUGGACACCUCUCUUCAAGGCGAAGAAGUCCCAUCGGCACCUCCUGAUGUUUCCAUGGAGGAGGAUGGUGGACAAGAGCAAGAUGUUUCAAAAGAAGCCAAUGUGGAGAAGACUCCUACUAAAGACGAUAAAGAGGACGGUAGUCCCAACGUUUCUGGGUCAUCUGAUGUAAUCUCUGGCACACCUCAGAAAACGCCCAGUAGUAGUAGUCGUCGGCAAUCUUUCAUUACCUUGGAAAAGUAUGCUGACGGCCGAGCUGCUAGCCCCAUCAGUGUUUUUAAGUUUACUGGUCCUCAUGUUAAGAAUGUAGACAGCCAAGAAACACCAAAGUCUGCACGUAAUUCGCAGUCCAGCCAAGCUGACGGGUUGACUGACAAGGACGCAUCACAAGAACAUUUAAAAGGUGCGUCUGUUUCAAAGGAUCCAGAGCCCUCAAGUAAGCACACCCGAGAAAGUACUGAGGAUGAGGACUUCAUCCCAGAUACCCAGACAAAGGUCCAGAGUGAUAAUGUGACUGCCAGUGAUGGCCCAACUCUUAUAGAAGGGAAGGGAGAUAUUGAAACAGACUCUCAGUCCUCUGCAGCUUCCUCUCCAACUAAUCCAAGGCGGUCUGGGCGUCAGAGGACUAAGCCUGGGGAAGAGCCAGGGGAGAAAGAAGGUAAGGGUAGUGAACGGGAAACGAGGUCAGCUGCUAAUAAGGAAUCUAGUGUUUCAUCUUCUCAAGAAACAAAUAGCCAAUCUAAGGGUAGACCGUCAAGAAGAAGCAAAGGUGCUGAAGUGGAGAGUGUUGAUACUGUGAAGGGCAGAAGAAGUCUCAGAGGUUUAGGUGAAAAUAGUCAAAGCAAUUCACAAACUCCAGAGACUGAUAGCCAAUCGUCGGUUCGAAGCAGAAGGAGUCAGACAGAUAUACUUCUUGCUUCCCAAAGCCAAUCGCAGGAUUUGCCUGGAAGGAGAACCAGGUCUGCCCCUGAAACAGACUCUCAAGUGUUAAAUGGUGAAGCUCAGUCACCAAGCAGACCAGUUAGGACAACGAGACGGUCUGAAACUGCUAAGUCACAGGACGAAAGUCAAAGUCAAACUGAGCAGGCUACAAGUCAGUCAGACAAAGGGGUUAGAGGUCGACCUGGCCGAAGGAGAAAGCUUGCCAAUGACGAGGAGUCCCAAAACGCUCAAAUGGAAAGCUUCAGUGAAAGCCAGGAACAGUCACAAGUACAACGUGGAUUGAAAACACGGAAGUCAUCACAGCCAUCUGCCAGUGUUGAGAACUCUGAUACUGAAGCGUCGUCACAAGAUGAGCUCCAGAAACCUAGAAAGAGAGGACGAAAGCUGUAUUCUAUGAAUGCAACGCUAACUCAUAGUCCAGUAAAAAGUCCACAGGUGAACAUUUUGUCAGACAAGGUAGAGACUCCAGAACAUCCUGUUGGAAGUGAAGAUGUUCAAAUCACAGAAAUGUCUAAAUCUACAGCAUCCCAAGAAAGCCCUUCAAAGGCUUCCAGUAUUGUCACUGGCGACCAAAUGGAGCAAACUGCAACUGAGGAAAGGAAUGACUCUCAGGAAGAAGUAAUGGACACACAGCAAGAGGACAAUGAUAAAAGCAGCAAAAAGGAAGAAAAACAACAGGUGCAAGAAGUCAUUGAACCUGCGGUGAUGGAGGCACCCAAAUCGAGUCCCAUUUGUACUGAUAUUGCCAAAGAAGCAGAUCCUAAAUCAAGUGAUGUGAUUGAGGUUCCAGCAGCCAGUCAAGUCUUGAAUAGUCAGAGUAGUGAACAGGAGAAGGAUGUAAAUGUUGAGAACAUCCAUUCCACCCCGGAUGUGGUAAAGCCUGUUUCACAAGGACCUGACUCGCAAAGUGAUGACUGUAAAACAGAUAGCGCAGGGGAAACCAGCUGUCCAGUCCACAGUAAUAAAAAGCCCCGCAAACGUGGACGCCCAAAAUGCACAUGCCAUCUCAGUCAAAAUUCUAGUGCGGUUAGCGAGGGAGAAUCACAGGAGGACGACAGAAAUUCAGAAGUCAACAACCUCUCCUCUCAGAGUGAAGAAAUGACCUCAGAAGAGCUGAAGACGGUUGAGGAUAAAACAAUUCUGCCAGAACCUGAGAUUUCGGAGACUAAACCUGAUAUGUCCUCUCCUGUAUCACAACCCAAUGAAAGCCCAGCCAUGCCAGAGCUUCCUAUCAAGAGUGAAGGUGAGGGUGCUCAGAAAGAGGAGCCUGAUGUUGAACCACAGAAAAAUGAGGUGGCUUCUGAGGUGCCGGUUGAAGGAUCUGAGCUUGUCGGUGAUCUGGUAAAACAGGAUGACGAAGUGCCACCUGCAGAGCCGGUAGAAACGGCAAAUCCUGACAAGCAAGAAGAAAACUUGGAAGCGUCUGUUGUCAGCCACACAGAACUACAUGGGAACGAACAAGAUGUCACAACUAAUGACGAUGAUGGAGUUGCACCUCUUGGUGACGACGCACCUGAGGCAGAGGAAGAAGAACUUGAAGUGAAUAAUAAGGAAGACCAAGUGCCAGUACAAAUGGAGACCUCUGAAGCAGCUAUGGAGACUACUGGACCACCAGUAGCAGAGACCGCAGAGCCUUCGGAACCUCUAGAAGCUGCUGCAGACAAUGAGGUGUUCUUAGACUCUCCCGUCAAGCAGAAGUGUGUUGAUGCUGUUAGUGAAGCAGCGGAGAUGGUGGAGAGUCCCGGCAGCGGGAGGACGCGGGGAGUGUGGUCACCAUCUGCUUCCCCUUCCACUAGCAUCCUCAAGAAAGGCCUGAAGAGACCCAUUGAGGAGGAAUCUCCUUCUCCUCUCCUCAAGUCUCGGCGAGUGUCUUUUGCUGACCCAAUUUAUCAACAAGAGUUGGCGGAUGACAUUGACCGCCGUAGCCCCGUAAUCCGGACAAGUUCACCAAGACCUAAGACCAUAGGUGGUCAGCCAAAGUUCAUCACAACACCAACGAAGGGAUUAUUGAACUUCAGUCCACGCAACCUCAGAAGUCCUGGAUACAAGAGCUCUAAGAAAUGUUUGAUCUCGGAGAUGAGCCAGGAGCGCAGGCCCAUUCCUAAGGACUGCGUAUACCCGGCCCUGGUCGGCUGCUCGACCCCUGUGGAAGCUGUACUACCACAGAUCUCUGCCAACAUGUGGCCACGUGGCUUUGGGCAGCUUGUACGAGCCAGAAACAUCAAGACCGUGGGAGACCUCAGUGCUCUCACACCAACCGACAUUAAAGCCUUGCCCAUCCGCUCCCCGAAGGUGUCCAAUGUGAAGAAAGCACUUAAAUCAUACCACGAACAACAGCGAAAGGUUCGUUGUGAUGACCUCAAAGGCUUUGAUGAAAUGGAGAAAAUGACGUCAGAGGCCGAAGACCUGGAGCUAUCCCAUAAUCAGGAGGAAGAGAAGACCCAAGCUGAAGCACAAGCAGAGGUGAUGUCGGAGGGCACCUCCAUAUCUGAAGAGCUGCAGGUGGAGGAGGACCAGCAGCAGCCUCCGCAGCAGCAGGGGGAGGAGCCUCAGCCAGAGGGCCUCCUGCCAGACAUCCAGGCCUUUGGGGAGCAGGUCGCCCGCUGUACCCCAGACCAGCUGGCUGGGGUGCACGACCACCUGAGCAGGAUGAUGAAGACUGUUGUGGAUCGCCUCGUGGUCACUGCCAAGAGUGGCAUGCCUUGAAGUCAGCACAAUGCCUUUUUACCUGAGGUUUUUUUUUGUCAGUUUGUUUUCAUUUUUUAAAGACUUAACGUUGGGGUUGGAGAACUUAACAUGAUCGUCCAAGGAACUUGGGUUGCCUCGGUUCACCUAACCUCCCCAGCCAGCGGUGGAUUGUACAGUAUUUUUUUUCUCUUUCCGUGUCCGUGACAACCAGAUCAGUGACUUCACGACAGAGCACAUGGACCUGAAUGAUGCCUUUUAGCCGUCUUUUAAAUCAUUCCAUUUUAGUGGAUGUAUAAGCUGGAUGUGUCUUGUUUUUUUAACUUGGUGUGCACAGUCUUAAGAUAAAUAAAGCUGAAAAUAAAGGGAUUACAUCACA
This is a messenger RNA of Engraulis encrasicolus (European anchovy), 7696 nucleotides long. It is a transcript of the gene rif1, whose product is annotated as replication timing regulatory factor 1. The record is from RefSeq and is a predicted model, not a curated record. The transcript is spliced from 36 exons. Gene Ontology annotation, cellular component: nucleus. Gene Ontology annotation, biological process: telomere maintenance. Lineage: Eukaryota; Metazoa; Chordata; Actinopteri; Clupeiformes; Engraulidae. The coding region runs from base 160 to 7338 and encodes 2392 amino acids.